AUGCCGCCUGGACGCUACGAUAGUACAAAGCAGGCGACUACGCCACUCUCGGCUACAGCUAGGCUGGUAGCCCUCGAAGUCAACUUCCGCCGCGCAGCAUCAAUAGGCAUACCUUUGGUCCGACUUCCAAUUGACCCCCUCAAUCUCUUCUUUCAAGUGUCUGAAUCGCACGUAUGGGCGCUUAUUGAGGGGCUUCCUUUCGGCAUUUCACUUCCUACGUGGGCACGAUACGCCCGUCGAGGGUGGUAUUUCAAAAACGAAGCAGAUUCGCAUAUCCAUUAUGGGCCCAUAUGGGCACUUGUCACCCCUUGCGACAUCCAUAUUCUAGUUUGCGAUACAGAAGCCGUGCAUAGCGUCUUUGCGAGACGUAAUGAUUUUGGUCGACCAAACAAGAUGUACAAACUCCUAGAAGUCUACGGCCCAGCAAUCCCAUCAGCGGACCAAACCAAUUGGCGAAGGCAUCGCAAAAUCUUCGUAACACCAUAUGUUCAGACAUUGCUUUAA
Periconia digitata is the source of this 504-nucleotide messenger RNA. Lineage: Eukaryota; Fungi; Ascomycota; Dothideomycetes; Pleosporales; Periconiaceae. The record is from the annotation of a GenBank genome assembly.